Gastrolobium bilobum is the source of this 2231-nucleotide messenger RNA. RefSeq names its product pumilio homolog 24. Gene Ontology annotation, cellular component: nucleolus. Gene Ontology annotation, biological process: regulation of translation. The transcript is spliced from 17 exons. NCBI's taxonomy places the organism in Eukaryota, Viridiplantae, Streptophyta, Magnoliopsida, Fabales, Fabaceae. The coding region runs from base 91 to 2007 and encodes 638 amino acids. The record is from RefSeq and is a predicted model, not a curated record. Gene Ontology annotation, molecular function: mRNA binding.
CCUCACCUUCCAGCGAUAGUUGUAAGUGAUAACAGAGGCACUUCUUCGAACCCAAGACGCCAAACGUAACCACCUUAGAGAGCUUCAGCAAUGGCGGCGAAGAAGCAGCACGUGGGAAACGCGAAAAAGAGAAAGCAAAUAGAUACUGAAGCUCAUGAAUCUGCUUCUAAUUCCAAGGUUACCAAGUUCGUUCCGUCAAAGAAGCAAAAAUCAGACUCGGUUGGUAAAGAGAAGACGGCGAAGGCUUCCGUUACGGGCCGUGAACGUCGACUUCAUGCCAAGGAACUUGCUGAGGCUAGAAAAAAGAAGAGAAAGCGGCAUUACACUCUUGAGCAAGAGCUUGCACGUCUAUGGGAAAAGAUGAGACGCCACGAGAUUGCUAAAGAGGACAGAGCUAAGCUGGUGACAGAAGCUCUGCAAAAGAUGAAGGGGAAGAUUCCUGAGAUUGCAGGGUCUCACAUUUCUUCUCGUGUUCUUCAGACUUGUGUCAAGCAUUGUUCACAAGCUGAAAGAGAUGCUGUAUUUGAAGAGCUUGGGCCACAUUUUAUAACUCUAGCAUUCAAUGCAUAUGCUGUUCACUUAGUAAAGAAGAUGCUCGACAAUGCCUCCAAGAAACAACUAGCGGGCUUUAUCUCCACUCUUCAUGGUCACGUUGCUCCUCUUCUUCGUCACAUGGUUGGAUCAGUUGUUGUCGAGCAUGCUUACGAGUUAGCAAGUGCUGCACAAAAGCAAGAGCUGCUUUUGGAAUUAUACUCCACGGAACUUAAGUUGUUUAAGGACCUAGUCUCAUUGAAGGAGAGCAGGUUAUUAGAUGUAAUGUCCAAGUUGAGUCUACAGAAAGGUUCAGUUUUGCGACAUAUGACAUCAGUAAUUCAGCCAAUUUUAGAGAAAGGGAUAGUUGACCACUCUAUCAUACACAGACUCUUGGUGGAAUAUUUUAGCAUUGCUGAUCAGUCCUCUGUCACAGAUAUAAUCCAACAGUUAUCCAGUCCACUGCUUGUUAGAAUGAUUGGCACGAGGGAUGGAGCCAAAAUUGGAAUUCUUUGUGUAAAAUAUGGGAAUGCCAAGGAAAGAAAGAAGAUUAUCAAAGGAUUAAAAGGGCACAUAGCCAAAACAGCUUAUCAUCAAUAUGGGUGUAUGGUGCUGGUUUACAUCCUUUCAGUUGUUGACGACACAAAACUGAUAACAAAGGUUAUCAUCCGUGAGCUUCAAUCAACUCUAAAGGAUCUUAUUUUGGAUAAGAAUGGAAGACGUCCCUUGCUCCAAUUACUACAUCCUAAUUGUUCACGCUAUUUCAGUCCGGAUGAACUUUCUUCUCUGAAUUCAUCUAUACCUUCUCUGUCUCUCAAGGAUCAGUCAGAAGCAAGCUCUCAGACAGAUACUUUGAAGGUUUCCCUUGGUGACGAGGAAUCCAAAGAAGACAUAGAAGUGGAAAUGGAUGAAGUUAAUAAGGAUAAAACUAAUGUGGAUGAUUCUGACCUUGCUGAGAGUGGGAAAAAAGACCCAUUUGUUAGAAGGCAAGAGCUAUUGAUCAAAAGCGGGCUUGCAGAGAGUCUUCUUGAUAUAUGUAUUGAGAGUGUGGGAGAACUGAUACGGUCAAAUUUUGGCAAAGAGGUCUUGUAUGAGGUUGCAACAGGGGGUUCUGGUGGCAUACUGCUCCCAACUUUGGAUGAUAAGAUAAAUUCUCUUCACGAAGCCAUAGCAUCUCUUGCAGCAAUGUCUAAAUCAGAAGAUUCACAAGAGGAGCAUGUGCUCGAGAAUUUCCAUUCAAGUCGGACCAUUAGAAAACUGAUUAUGGAUUGCCCCAACUUUGCUUCCACUUUAUGGGAGAAAGCUUUAAAGGGGAAAAGUGAGAUAUGGGCGCAUGGUCACAGCUGUAAGGUUAUUUCUGCAUUUUUGGAAUCACCAGAUUCAAAGGUACAGGAACUUGUAAAAAACGAGCUGCAGCCUUUAAUAGAUAAUGGAAUUCUCAAGAACCUGAAGCCCAGAGAACAAGUAACCCAAUAAUUGUCAUGUAUUGAGAAGGAAACUAAAUCUCAAAGGACAGGGUAGCCGCACAAUAUCAGUAGCUAAUGCGCGUUUUUGUUAAGUUAUGCUGUGAGGCUGUAACGAAUUUCUGGAUUUGUAGAGAAUUGAGUUAUACAAGGCAUAAACUAAAUUUGUAUUGAGAAAGCUGCUGUCGGUGUAAUUUUGACAACCAAAAUAAUACACUGCAAGUUCAUUUGCAUUAC